Arabidopsis lyrata subsp. lyrata is the source of this 1247-nucleotide messenger RNA. Its product is annotated as putative RING-H2 finger protein ATL21C. The transcript is spliced from 2 exons. Bases 1 to 1083 code for a protein of 360 amino acids. NCBI's taxonomy places the organism in Eukaryota, Viridiplantae, Streptophyta, Magnoliopsida, Brassicales, Brassicaceae. The record is from RefSeq and is a predicted model, not a curated record. Gene Ontology annotation, molecular function: polysaccharide binding.
AUGACAUUCUCAAAACAACUUUUCACUUUAAUUUUCCUCUUCCUCUUCCUCUUCCCUCUCCGACACGCCUCAAACCCUAAUAAAUGUUCUUCUUCUUUUUCAAGGCCACUCAGAUGUGGACCCUUAGAUGUCCCCAUUCGUUUUCCUUUCUGUGACCAUGCACAAUUCAAUCUCCACUGUACCGAUCUCAAUAAGACAGUCCUAGAACUUCCUAUGUCCGGAACAUUUCUUGUCCAUGAUAUCGACUACAGAAGGCAAAAGAUUUAUAUCAACGACCCUGAAAACUGUUUGGCUAAACGGCUUUUAACCUUCAAUAUUUCAGGAUCUCCUUUCUCUCCUCGCUUCGAGAUCUUCUACACAUUCUUGACUUGUCCUAAUGAGGUCGUGUUGCCGUCUUGGUAUCCAUCCAUUCCUUGCCUAAGCAAUUCUACUUCAUCCUUCUUCGCCACGUCUAAUUUUGCUCUUGCACAGUCUAUGCUACCUUCUUGUCAGAUCGUGAAGAGAUUACAUGUUCCCUCUAAUUCGCCAUUUGGAGAAACAAGAUUCUCGAGUUACCUCAACAAUCAAAACCUCCUGUUGGAGUGGGACUCGCCUGAUUGCAGAGGUUGUGAGGUAGAUUACUUGAGAUGUGGAUUUAAGAACAAGGCAUCCCUCGAAAUCAAAUGCUUUGAUGCUAAAAAAUCCGGUCAUUUAAGUAGUGGAGUACUGGUACUAGUUAUAAGCUUGUCAGCAGUCACCGUCUUUGUCUUUCCUACUUGUAUCGCUAUCCGCCUUUACAACUCCGAAAGCUUCGAUUCCCUAGCUAUCGCAGCCGCGACCGUGAUGCAGCAGCCAAGAGAGGUUAUGACCACGAGGGGUCUCGACCAAUCUACGAUCGAAACAUUCAAGAAAAUGGAGUUGGGAGAAAGUAGGAGGAUUUCCGGGACUAAUGGUAUUGUAUGUCCGAUUUGUUUAUCAGAGUAUGCAAGCAAAGAGACCGUACGGUUCAUACCGGAAUGUGACCAUUGCUUUCACGUGAAAUGUAUUGAUGUAUGGCUCAAGAUUCAUGGUUCGUGUCCUCUUUGUCGGAACUCACGUGCGUGAAGGAAAUGCUGAAAUGUUUGAAGUCUUCAACGUUUUGAUGAAUGUCACUAAUUUAUUAUGUGUUUUAUGGAGUGAAUAUUUAUGUUCUUGACUAACGAUUAAUGAUAUGAUUAUAUUCAAUGUUGUGUCGAUGAAUGUGUUACUAUAAUUACAGGAACGAGAGA